This is a messenger RNA of Venustampulla echinocandica, 2766 nucleotides long. RefSeq lists its product as uncharacterized. The record is from RefSeq and is a predicted model, not a curated record. The transcript is spliced from 5 exons. Gene Ontology annotation, molecular function: DNA binding; zinc ion binding; DNA-binding transcription factor activity, RNA polymerase II-specific. Lineage: Eukaryota; Fungi; Ascomycota; Leotiomycetes; Helotiales; Pleuroascaceae. Bases 1 to 2766 code for a protein of 921 amino acids. Gene Ontology annotation, biological process: regulation of DNA-templated transcription; DNA-templated transcription.
AUGGACAUGGACACGGCUAUGGCCUCCACCGAGCAGCAGCAGCAGCCGCCUGCCCAGCAGCAGCCUCCUGCGAAUGGUUAUGUGGGCGGCGGAGCGACGAAUACCCCAGCCCAAGGAGUGAAUUCUCUGCCCAACAACCAAACACCAGGCCAUCCAAGCUUUAGAAGGCAGCGUGCAUCGAGAGCGUGCGAGGUGCGAUGUGACGCCGCCAGUUUGGGAGUGCCAUGCACCAACUGCGUCGCCUUCUCGAUAGAAUGCAAAAUCCCGACGCCGAAACGCAAGAAGACGCAAGUCGGGAAGGCAAAAGAUUCUGACAGUGAUCGUGGGGAGACGUUGGACGACCGCUCUGCACGAACCGAUUCGCCGACCACAAAUGGACGGAGUGUGAGCAUCGUCAACACGCAGGAGGGCACGCCUUCGUCCGCAAUGACGGAUGCACAGAUCCGACAGCGGACUGAUGAUGAAUCGACGUACGCGCAAUUUAUGAAGCCGAAGUUUACAAGAGCUCCGAUUAAAGAUGCGGGGAGGGUGGCAUAUCUGGGGGAGUCCUCGAACUUGACACUACUUGUCCAUGAUCGCCAUGGGACGGCAGAUGUGGUACACUACCCGUUACCAGAGAAUAUCAGAGGGACCCGUGCCAGACUGACCGAGUUGGACAAUGUGGAGAUCGACAUCCUUCAUCAGCGAGGGGCAUUCCUAUUACCGCCCAGAAAUCUCUGUGACGAACUGGUCGACGCAUACUUCAAGUGGGUGGCUCCUAUCGUCCCGGUCAUCAAUCGAAAUCGGUUUAUGAAGCAGUACCGCGAUCCCAAGAAUCCACCUUCGCUGCUCCUGCUGCAGGCAAUCCUGCUAGCGGGGUCGAGAGUCUGUACCAACCCACAGCUCAUGGAUGCGAAUGGCUCGACAACACCAGCUGCUUUGACGUUCUAUAAACGAGCGAAAGCGCUGUACGAUGCUAAUUAUGAAGAUGAUCGAGUGACGAUUGUCCAGGCCCUUGUGCUUAUGGGCUGGUAUUGGGAGGGUCCAGAAGAUGUGACGAAGAACGUCUUUUACUGGAGCCGAGUCGCCACGAUCGUAGCGCAAGGAUCGGGUAUGCAUCGGAGUGUCGAGCAGUCCCAGCUCAAUAAGCCCGACAAGAGGUUGUGGAAACGUAUUUGGUGGACUCUGUUCACUCGUGAUCGCUCCGUCGCUGUUGCAUUGGGCCGUCCGGUUCACAUCAACACGGACGAUUCGGAUGUUGAAAUGGUUUCUGCGGAAGAUUUUCUCGAAGAGGAGGAUGGUCAACAGAGCGAAUUCCCCCCAGAUCCCCUGCACGUGCAAUUCUUCUUGCAAUAUGUGAAGCUGUGCGAAAUCAUGGGACUCGUCCUCUCGCAGCAGUAUUCUGUGGCCUCGAAAGCUCGCCGCCAGAAUGCUAUCGACCUCACCCAUAGUGAUAUGGCCCUGGCAGAUUGGCUUCAAAAUUGUCCUAAAGAGAUCUACUGGGAAUCGUCAAGGCAUCACUUCUGGGCCGCGUUGCUCCACUCCAACUAUUAUACCACGCUAUGUUUACUACAUCGCGCACAUAUGCCACCGGCGUCUAACAGGCCUGGGAUGGAUAGUACUUCCUACCCCUCACGAAAUAUUGCGUUCCAAGCUGCUGCAAUGAUAACCUCGAUUAUCGAGAACCUCAGCGCACACGACGAGCUUCGCUACUGCCCGGCCUUCGUUGUGUAUAGCCUGUUCUCUGCGCUUAUCAUGCACGUUUACCAGAUGCGGUCGUCGAACCCAUCGGUGGUCCAGGCAACCCAAGAACGGUUGCAGAUAUGCAUGAGUGCUCUGAAGGAUGUUUCAAGGGUAUGGCUUGUUGCGAAGAUGGUAUAUACUCUUUUUGAAUCGAUAUUGGGGAAUAAAGUACUGGAGGAGAGGCUACAAAAGGCUGCGGGCAAGCGUCACAAGAAGAUGGCUCAAAGCAUCUCCCAUGGGAUGGCGCAGACACAGGUCAAGAAAGAAGAGCCGGCAAGCAAACGGAAGUAUGAUGAUAUGGCGCUUGACUUCGGGGUGAACAGCGCACCAGCGCCUCAAGAAUCCUAUGAACGAUCUCGACCCCAAACACCGAGCCAUACACCUUCACGGGAACUGGGUCAAGGUGGUGGCCCAAUGGCACCUCCCGUAACAUCCCCAAAUUCAAGGCAAAAUACAGAUACCUUCAUGGGCGGAACGAACUCUCGUCCCCAAACCAGGCCCCCAACACCAUUCAACCCAUCCUUCUCCGUACCAGCCACGCCUCCAGAUCUCUACCUUGUUACCCGAAACUCGCCGAAUCUAUCGCAGUCUGUUUGGGAAAACUUCCAGCCUGACCUAUUGUUCCCUGAAGGCUCAACUAGUAUGCAUGGAAAUCAGUUCUCGCCACAACAACCUCACCACAACUUGGAUCCCAAUCUCAUGUCCUCUCACAUGAACAUGCAGCAGCAGCAGUUGCCAACUCAUCCUCAAGGUGCACAGAUGCCUCAAAGGAUGCGAGGGUCACCGCAAGUUGGCAUGGCCACAAGUCCACCGCAAACCAAUAUGCUUCAGCCUGGAACCCCAGGUUAUCAGCAAGUUCAGCCAGGCAUGUGGCAAGGCUUUGAUCAGCCCAUGCACGAUGCUCAGGGGCAGAGCCCGAGUGACACGUUGAGUCAAUCAUCGGCGCCGGCAGUUCCUAUGACUAUGAAUGUAGAAGAUUGGUUUCAAUUCUUCGGCAUCAAUGGUGAUCUUAGCGGCUUGAAUGGUGAUGCCCCCCUUGCCUAA